UCCAGUUGUACCAGGCAAAUCAUGUUUGAAUGCGCAUAAAAGGCAAGUAUUCAUUAUGUGCUCGUUCGAACUGAAUAGCGUGCAUGCACCAACUUUAUUUUUACUUAUAACGCUGCAAAGACGACCUCGUGGCAAUGCAGCGCCGGCGUGUUCCUUCUGGGACGACGAGCUUACUACACAGCGCCCAGAUUUGUGCGAUGAAACUGCCCUAGAAGAUGCACGGACUCUGCUGCGCGAUGCCGUGACCAGGAUGGGGGCUACCCUUCCUGAGAGCAUUCCUGCACCGGAUGUUACCUCUGACAGCUACACCUUGUACAACGGCACCCUUUCUCCUCUGCGCCUUGCUCACGUGAACGUGACCGCGGAGGACGCUGUAUGUCGAGCUGACGUGCGGCACUUUCCAUUCGCCAUAGGAGUCGGCGGGGACGCCAGCAUCUCAGGGAUUUACGAGUACUUCUUCACGGGCAACAACGUGACAGCGAGCGAAGAUCGUGGGCGCAUUGUAGUGACAUACAGAAGAGUCGUGUUCCAGGGGAAACUAAGCCAGCAUUUGGGCCACACAAGCGCAAGUAGCAGCGAUGGCACAACUUCUACUUCGCAGACGCCAGUGUGGAACGCACGUGUGACCUUGAAAGAGGAUCCUUCGUUCUGGGGCACAAACACACGCCCGGAGAAGGUUCGAGUGAACGGGCUUCCCUACUUUGACAUGAUGAGAGCAAGUGACCAACGUUUUGGGGCCAUUUUCUACAAACUUCCGCAAACACAUGUACUCCCUGCUCUAAAGAAAGCACUUGGAAUUGAGCAGUUGCAAAAGUAGGCGACGCUUCCACAAGAAUGUAUUUCAACAAGUGUGCCCUGUAGACACACUCAUGCCAUUCGUCCAGUUUGAUUAGAAACUUAACGCGCAGUAACGGCAAAUAAACGUAGUUUUUAUUCUUCUUAAUAGCGAUAACAGAGCGAACAAAGAAGGCACGAAAAGUAUGCCGACAGACGCAAGUGCUGUAUGGGCUGACAAUGAGCUUAUCUAGUGACUGUUUCUUUGGCACGGGCGCUUUUCGUCUCUUUUCCAAAGUACUUUCUCGUGCAAAAGAUGCCGAGCCAGGAAUUUCGUGAUAAAGUCUAUCCUUUUUUCUUUGUACGACUCUAAGCUGUAAUGGAUUGCAUUGUGAACUUUCCAGUUAAGUCGUUAUUUCAGUUUAUGCAUCGGGUAAUUACGAAGAAAUUGAAUGUUUUCGGAAAUCCUGUGUUCUGUGCACAUUUGCUGGCAUGUGCACGUACCAGCCUGGCUGGGCUUAUAUAUAUUAUUUUUCCCA
Molecule: messenger RNA, 1313 nt
Organism: Dermacentor silvarum
Lineage: Eukaryota; Metazoa; Arthropoda; Arachnida; Ixodida; Ixodidae
Exons: 2
Coding region: 56-817 (253 amino acids)
Source: RefSeq, a predicted model, not a curated record